UUGAGAUUUUGUACAUCUAUCAAUAUGUUACGUCGUCUUGUAGUAGUUACCUCUUCUUUAUGAAACUGAGAAUAUUGCUCCUCAACUCUGAUGGACGCCACCGCUGAAUCGGGACCGUCUCAUCCCUAUUGGCCCAGGAACCUUGUGAUCCCCAACUAUGUGGCCAAUGAUCGAUCCAUGGCAGAGAUUCUAGUGUUUCUUUUCUCUGUGUCUGGAGUCUUUCUUCUAGUGACUUGGAUGAUCACUGCUCGGCUGAGCACAUGGAGGCGUUUGGCUGUGUGCUGGUUUGCUGUUUGUGGUUUCAUCCACAGUGUCAUUGAGGGCUGGUUCUCACUCUACUAUGACCUUAUUCCAGGAGACCAGAGCUUCCUGUCACAAUUGUGGAAAGAGUACUCCAAAGGAGACAGUCGAUACGUAAUAGCGGAUAACUUCACUGUUUGUAUGGAGACUGUGACUGCAUGCUUGUGGGGACCAUUUAGCUUCUGGGCUGUGGUUGCUUUCCUAACUAACAAGCCGUACAGAUUUGUCCUGCAGCUCAUACUUUCACUUGGUCAGCUGUAUGGCGCGGUGCUGUACUUCUUCACAGAGCACAGAGAAGACUACUCCCACAGUGAACUGGGGCACCCCAUCUACUUCUGGUUUUACUUUGUGUUCUUGAACUUUUUGUGGAUCGUUAUUCCACUGGCCCUGAUUAUGGACGCAUGGAGACAACUGACAGCAGCUCAGCGACACAAAGAUGGGACUAAAAAGUCUAAGAAACAAUAAAAGGGGACUCAAAGACGGACUGAUUCUAUACAAGGGACGCACACAAAUAGACAACCUGAAAUGUUUGGUUUCAUUAUAGUGGUGGCUAAAUAUUUUAAGAACAAUGUCAUUGACUUUAGUUCAGAAGUACAUCUUCUGACUGACACCAAAAUAAAUUUAAUUUUUCUAACUACAA
This is a messenger RNA of Nerophis lumbriciformis (worm pipefish), 940 nucleotides long. It is a transcript of the gene ebp, whose product is annotated as EBP cholestenol delta-isomerase. NCBI's taxonomy places the organism in Eukaryota, Metazoa, Chordata, Actinopteri, Syngnathiformes, Syngnathidae. Gene Ontology annotation, molecular function: cholestenol delta-isomerase activity; steroid Delta-isomerase activity; C-8 sterol isomerase activity. Gene Ontology annotation, biological process: cholesterol biosynthetic process. The record is from RefSeq and is a predicted model, not a curated record. Gene Ontology annotation, cellular component: membrane; endoplasmic reticulum.